Racocetra persica is the source of this 243-nucleotide messenger RNA. Lineage: Eukaryota; Fungi; Glomeromycota; Glomeromycetes; Diversisporales; Gigasporaceae. The record is from the annotation of a GenBank genome assembly.
AUGCCCUCACUACGAGAAAGAGCCCAUAUUCAAGUUACUCAACAACAAGCCCAGGUCAAAGAUCAUUACGAUAAGCAUCAACAAAUAAGUGCUAGAUUCAAAAUUGAUAAAAAAGUUUUGCUAGAAAAUGCUGCCAAAAAGUAUUCCUGUAGCAACAAAUUUACUUCAAAAUAUAAAAGACCGUUUUACAUCUAUAACAAGUUGAUAAAUGAUGCGUAUAAACUACAAAUGAUGGAUAGCAAG